CGGGCCCGGCGGUGACGCGGCGGAGGUGACGCGCGGGGCGGUGGUACCGGAGCGCUCGGCGCUGUCUCCUUGUCCCCAUCACGGCUCCCGCUCGGCCCCCCCGCGCCGCCAUGUCCGCGCCCGGCAGCGGCGGCGACUUCGGCAACCCGCUCAGGAAGUUCAAGCUCGUGUUCCUGGGCGAGCAGAGCGUUGGGAAGACCUCCCUGAUCACCAGGUUUAUGUAUGACAGUUUUGACAAUACUUACCAGGCAACCAUUGGAAUUGAUUUCCUGUCAAAAACAAUGUAUCUGGAGGACCGCACGGUGCGGCUGCAGCUCUGGGACACGGCGGGGCAGGAGCGCUUCCGCAGCCUCAUCCCCAGCUACAUCCGCGACUCCACCAUCGCCGUCGUGGUCUACGACAUCACAAACUUGAAUUCUUUCCAGCAAACCUCCAAGUGGAUCGAUGACGUUCGGACAGAGCGAGGGAGCGACGUCAUCAUCAUGUUGGUGGGGAACAAAACCGACCUGGCAGACAAGAGGCAAAUCACUACAGAAGAAGGUGAACAGAGAGCCAAAGAGCUGAAUGUGAUGUUUAUUGAGACCAGUGCAAAGACUGGAUACAAUGUGAAACAGCUUUUCCGCCGUGUGGCUGCUGCCUUACCUGGGAUGGACAGCACACCAGAGAAGAGCAAAGAAGACAUGAUUGACAUCAAACUAGAGAAGCCCCCCGAGCAGCCAGUCACGGAGAGCGGGUGCUCCUGCUAACAGCACCUGCCAGCCAUGCCCUGAGAACAUCACUCAUUGCCCAGGCAUCCCUAUGUGGGGCUGGAAAACAGCUCCUGAGAGCGACCUCCCUGUUUACUGGUGGGGAGCAGCCCCGGCCGCCCCUCUCACUGCAUGGUAUGAGCCCUGAGUGCAGAAUGAGUGUCCUGUCUUUUGAGUUUAUUUUUUUAUGUUGUUGCACUUUGGCACCGUGGUGCCCUUUACACUCUCUCUCUCUCUGUCCCUCUCUUCCUCCCCUUCUCCCCCUCCCCUUCUCCCCCUCUUCCCCACCUCGAGCCCACCUGCUCCCCUGUAUCUUGUGAAUGCCAUGGAAAAGCCGCCACAUUAGGGAAGACAAAAAUGAAGCUUUGGGGGUGGGUUUUCCACCUUCCCUACUGCCUUGCAUCCCAGCCAGCUCCCUGCCCUGCCUGUCCUGCAUCCCCACCUCCUCUGGGAAGCCUGCUCCUUUAAACCAGUCCCUUGGACUUGGCCUUGCCUUUUUGGACAGCCCAGGUCACCUGUUCCUAGGCUUUGCUUCCCACAGGGCACACACAACAUUGGCUCCUUGGUUCCUCCUUCCUGGUGAUGAUCCUGGCUAACUCUUGCUCACAACUUCCAAGUUUUGCCCCUCAUGUCACACACAGCACUGGAAAGCCCCAAACUCUGAAAGCUUUGGCCUUGUUGCUCCUGUUUGUGUAGCAGAGACAUCCCACAGCCUGCUCUCCUCAGUUGGAAUCUCUUCCCAUCCAGAGGAUGCUGGUGCUCGGUGAGUGUUGGUGUAGGGAAGGAGGAGGAGGGAACAGAGGCUUUGCAGCAUGAGGCUGGGUGGGGAGAGAUCCUCAGGGAUUCUGAAAGCGAACAGUGACCUGAAAUCCAUCACUGCUGGGGCAAUACCUGCCCUGGCAGUCAUGGAUUUGGCUCAGGCUCCUUUCCUGAUCUGCAUUCUCCUGUUCCUCAUCUCAUAGUUGGGGAACUGCUUCUCGUGGAGCAGGAGAGCCACAGCAGAUGGAAGGGCAGCAUUCCACUGUCAUUCCCAGGUUGCUGCUUGAUGGGAUCCCACCCAGCUGCCUCUGCCUUUGGAGCAGAACUCUGGGAUGGGGCCAGCAGCCCUUUCACUGCUGAGGUGAUUUUAAGCUGCUAAAGCUGAGGGGAGCAGGGAGUGACUGUCAGAGUGGGUGCAGGAAUGGGGGAUUGUCUGCUGCUGAAAGGAAUUCUGGUGUCACUUCCCAACUUUGGAGGUUGGGAAAUGCCUCCUCUCCCCACUGUCCCUGGUUUUCAGAGAUUUUCAGAGAUUUUAGUGGGUUUUUUGGGUCCAUCUGCCCUAACAGAAGUCAGGAGGUUUGUCAGUUGGCAGAGAGGAGAAUUUCACUGUCCUUUCCCCCCCCGGGCUGUGUCACGGGGAGGAUGCUGGUGGCAGGAGAGGGACUGAGCACGGUGUGACCACAGUCCCUCCCCUGCCCUGCCAGGGUGUCCCUGACCCCGUGUGUGGAGCCCGCGGGCCCCGAGGAGGGGAAGGGGCAGCUCGGGCUGGGAUCUGGCAGUCCCUGGGAUGGCAGUUUGUUCCCCUUCCCCUCGGGGUGAGCUGGGCUGCAGGAGGAAGCUGGGCUGUGGUUCCCCAUUCCCUGUGGAGUGUCCCCUGUCCCCCCCUCCCGGCAGUGGCGGUGCCGGGAGGUGGAUCCCUCUCCCUGUCCCUGUACAUACCCGUUGGGAUCGCUGGUGUCGCUGUGUCCCUGUGUGUUGCUGUCCCCCCUCCCGGCGGCCCCGCUGCCCCCCUGUCGUGUUGUUGGAGUGGCGGAGCGGGGAGGGAGGGGGGAGACCCCACUGACGGGGUGGGGGGUAAUUAGUGAAAUGAAUAGUUCCCUUCCCUCUGUCCUCUCUGGUGUGUUCAAUGCCGUGUGUGUCGGCCCCGCUGUCUCGUAGCUGUAGCGAGUACGUGUGACUAUUACUCUGAGUAUGGACUGUCUGACACAGCCCUGUAUCACAACCAAUAAAUAAAGUUAUUUCACCAACA
Molecule: messenger RNA, 2754 nt
Organism: Corapipo altera (White-ruffed manakin)
Lineage: Eukaryota; Metazoa; Chordata; Aves; Passeriformes; Pipridae
Gene: RAB41
Product: RAB41, member RAS oncogene family
Exons: 8
Coding region: 111-746 (211 amino acids)
Molecular function (GO): GTPase activity; GTP binding
Source: RefSeq, a predicted model, not a curated record